AUGGCGGUGAGGCGGUUGCUGCUACGCAGCACCACCGAGCCCAAUGAGUAUCUUGGCGUGGAACUGCCGAGGCCUUGGGUCAGCUUCGGCAGUGCGGUCACUCACCGAUGUGGUGAAAGAAAUCGACCCAUUCUUGGUGUUCUUAUCAAAGACCAAGGCAAAACAAAAAAGAAUAAAGGGCCUUCAGAGGAAGCUCCAUCUAACCCAGGGAAUCACGGAAACGGAGCGCAGCCAUGGCGAGCAACGGGGUUCUAUGGUCACCCUGAUGCAAGUAUGAGAUUUAUUUCUUGGGAUUUAAUUAGAUCGCUUAAGAGGCAGUGUGAUCUUCCGUGGGUUAUUUUUGGGGACUUUAAUGAAAUUGUUCAUUCGGAUGAGAAGUUAGGGUGGUUAGAUAGGGAUGCGAGACAAAUGGAGGGGUUUAGAGAUUGCUUGGCGGAUUGUGGUUUGGUUGAUCUGGGUUUUGUGGGGCAACGAUAUACUUGGUGUAAUGGAAGAAUUGGGGAGCAACGAACUCUAGUUAGAUUAGACAGGAUGGUAGCAAAUGAAAAGUGGUUGAAUAUGUUUAGGGAGGCAAAGGUGUAUCAUAGAGCAAUGGCGGCGUCCGACCACUGUUUGCUUAAUUUGUCUCUCAGGCGCCAAAUUCAAGAUAGGCUAAAGUGCUACCAAGAUAGUUUACAAACUUGGAACAAGAGGGUUUUUGGCAAUGUAAAUAAGACCCUGAAACUAAAGCAGAAUCGCCUACAAGAAUUGGAAAUGUUGAACUUACUUCAUGAACCAGUGGAGGAAAUUAAAGUGCUAAAAAAGGAGAUAAACGAAGUCACGCUCCGGGAAGAGAUGAUGUGGAACCAGAGAUCGAGGGCAGUGUGGGUUAAAUGUGGGGACCGAAACACAAAGUUCUUUCAUGAAACGGCUAGCAACAGACGUCGGAAAAAUAGGAUUAAGGGCCUAUGUGAUAAUGAAGGCAGGUGGAAGGAGGACAAGGAAGAAGUGGAAGGCAUAAUCCUGAAUUAUUUUCAGGAAAUUUUCAGUACAAGCUAUCCAGAUGAGUUUGGCUGUAGCCUUGGAGCAAUAGAGAGGAGGGUUUCUGAUGAUAUGAAUGAUGAUCUCCUACAAGAGUUUCGAGAAGAGGAGCUUAGGCGUGCCCUGAAGCAAAUGCAUCCGACAAAGUCUCCUGGCCCAAACAGUAUGUCCCCUAUUUUCUUUCAAUCUUAUUGGGAUGUUGUGGGUCCUCAGGUGGUAGAUUGUGUUCUUAACACUCUUAAAACGGGGGUUAUGCCAAAUGGUUUAAAUGAUACAUAUAUUUGCCUAAUUCCUAAAGUGAAUUGUCCCCAAAAGAUGUCGGAAUUUCGUCCGAUUAGUUUAUGUAAUGUUAUAUAUAAAAUUGUAUCAAAAGUGUUGGCUAAUAGGUUAAAGAAAGUCCUACCAGCAAUUAUUAGUGAGGCCCAAAGUGCUUUUGUACCAGGGCGGCAGAUUACAGACAAUGUCCUGGUGGCUUUUGAAACCAUGCACUACAUAAAUCAAAAAAGGAUGGGAAAAAAGGGGCUGAUGGCAAUCAAGCUGGACAUGAGCAAGGCCUAUGAUCGGGUAGAAUGGGCAUAUUUGGAGGCGAUUAUGUGCAGAUUGGGUUUUCAAGAAAGAUGGAUCUCAUUGAUGAUGAUGUGUGUGAAUUCAGUGUCAUACUCCGUGCUCUUGAAUGGGGAGCCAAAGGGCAGAAUUCUCCCUACUCGAGGCUUAAGGCAAGGGGAUCCUAUCUCCCCGUAUCUCUUCCUGUUGUGUGCUGAGGGCCUCUCGGCCAUGCUUCGGCUGGGUGAAGUUAAGGGGAUACCAAGAGGCAUUUCGGUUUGUAGGCAAGCUCCAGUGGUAUCUCAUUUGCUAUUUGCAGAUGACUGUAUAGUCUUUUGCAAUGCGUCUAAAGAGGAAGGAGCUAGAGUUACAAAAAUUCUUGAGGUAUAUGAAAGGGAGUCGGGGCAGAAGCUAAAUAGAGAGAAGACUUCUCUCUUUUUCAGCAAGAAUACAAGUGAGGAGGUUAAAGAAGAAGUGAAGGACAUGUUUGAGGCCCAGGUCAUCCACCAGCAUGAGCAAUACUUGGGGCUGCCCCCUUUGGUGGGGAGGGGAAAAAAGAAAGCCUUCCAUCAUAUCCUGGACCAGGUUGGUCGUAAAGUUGCAGGUUGGAAGGGGAAGUUGCUAACUAUAGCUGGUCGAGAAAUCCUUAUAAAGGCGGUUGCCCAAGCCACUCCUAUGUACACUAUGAAUUGUUUUAAACUCCCGGAUUCUUUGUGUAAUGAGCUUAAUUCCUUGAUUAGAAAUUUUUGGUGGGGCCAACGGGACAAGGAAAGAAAACUAGCAUGGCUAGCUUGGGAGAAGAUGUGUACACCCAAAGCUGAGGGGGGGAUGGGUUUCAAGGAUCUUAAAGCUUUUAACCUUGCUUUGCUUGCAAAACAAGGGUGGAGGCUUAUUCAAAACACGGAGUCCCUUGCCCAUAGAGUUUUGAAAGCUAAGUAUUUUCCAAAUUCAAAUUUUCUGGAGGCUCAAAUUGGUAAGAAACCGUUGUAUACUUGGAGGAGUUUGAUGGAUGCAAAAGAAGUUCUCUGGAGAGGCUUGAAAUGGAAUAUUGGGAAUGGGCAAAAAACGAAAAUAUGGGCAGAUAGGUGGAUCCCAAUCCCAAAUUCUUUCAUGGUUGCAAGUCCUAAGCCCCAAAACUUUGAGGGUGAGCUAGUGGAGACCCUCCUUGACCGUGAAUUAGGGGGCUGGGAUAUCAAUGCAGUAAAGAAUGUUUUCUUACCUUAUGAAGCGGAGGCAAUCUUGAGUAUUCCAAUAAGUCCUAGUUUCCCGGAGGAUGCACUGAUUUGGGCUUGGUCGAAAAAAGGUGACUUCUUGGUUAAAAGUGCUUAUCAAGUAGCAUUAAGGUGGCUGACCGAAAACAGAGGUAGAGGAGCAGGGUGUGAGGUGUCAAACCCGAGAAGAAAGAAAGAGUUUUGGAAGGCCAUUUGGGGUUUAAAUUUCCCAAGAAAAGUUAAACUCUUUAUGUGGAGGGCCUGUAAAAACAUACUCCCUACAAACUACUGUCUCAGGAGGCGAAAGGUGACUACGGAGGAUAAAUGUGUGUUUUGUGGGCUGAGUGAAUCUUCGGGACAUGCUCUAUGGGAUUGUUGGAUAGCAGUGGCUGUUUGGAAGGCAACAAAGCUGCUAUUGCCCAAGGUGAGUCAUCCUUAUAAAGAUUUUAUUGAUGUAAUAUGGAAAAUUUGGGAGGACCGGAAGGAGAUAGAGUGGGAGCGAUUAGCGUGUACAGCAUGGUGUAUAUGGAAGAAUAGAAAUGCUACAAAGUUUGAAGGCAAGUUUAAACAAGCAAAGGAGAUAGUCUCUGAAGUAAAUGCUCUGGUUGAGGAGUUUAAGGGGCAGCAGGAAGCUCCAAGACAGAGAGCACCACCGAGAAUAGUAGGAUGGAGUCCUCCUCGUGAAGGGUGGUUUAAAGUAAAUGUUGAUGGAGCGGUGUUUAAAGAGUUGGGUAGCUGUGGAAUAGGAGUUGUGAUCAGAAAUGAAAGGGGUCUUCUCAUGGGAGCUAUGAGUAAGAAGCUGAAAUUACCCUUAGGAGCGCUGGAAGUGGAAGCAAAGGCCUUUGAGGAGGGAAUUCAACUGGCUGGAGAUCUUGGUUUGAGGAAUAUUGUAUUGGAAGGCGACGCGAAGAUAGUGACAGAUGCUCUGGCUGGUUGUUGCUCCCCCCCAAGCUCGAUUCAGAUGAUUAUUGAAGGAUUCCGGAGGUGGAGUCUUAAUGUCCAGGAGUGGCAGGUUUCUCAUGUCUGUAGGACCGGCAAUUGUGCCGCCCAUUUGAUGGCUAGAAAUGCCAAACUUGUAAAUGAUAGUAUUGUGUGGGUGGAGGACACUCCACCCAUCCUAGAAUGUCAAGUGAUCAAAGAUGUAUCUGGUUUGGACUUAGUGUCCUUUUAA
Molecule: messenger RNA, 3945 nt
Organism: Quercus lobata
Lineage: Eukaryota; Viridiplantae; Streptophyta; Magnoliopsida; Fagales; Fagaceae
Exons: 3
Coding region: 1-3945 (1314 amino acids)
Molecular function (GO): RNA-DNA hybrid ribonuclease activity; nucleic acid binding
Source: RefSeq, a predicted model, not a curated record